AGCUCCUCUGCAGCCAUGGACAGGAUUUUCUCUGCCUUGCUGCUCUCUUUGCUGCUUCUCCUCCAGAGCUAUGGAGCUUGUGGGGCACCUCCACAGCAGAGAGGCACCCUGUGCAGAACCAAACCCACGGACCUGGUGUUCAUCAUCGACAGCUCCCGCAGCGUGCGCCCGCAGGAGUUUGAGAAGGUCAAGGUCUUCCUGUCCAAGGUGAUCGAGGGGCUGGACGUGGGCCCCAACUCCACCCGGGUGGGUGUCAUCAACUAUGCCAGUGCUGUCAAGAACGAGUUCUCCCUCAAGACCCACCAAACCAAAGCUGGGCUGCUGCAAGCCGUCCGAAGGAUAGAGCCACUCUCCACCGGGACUAUGACCGGCCUGGCCAUCCAGUUUGCCAUCAGCCGAGCCUUCAGCGACUCUGAAGGGGCCAGGGUGAGGUCUCCCAAUUUUAACAAGGUGGCGAUCGUCGUGACCGACGGACGUCCGCAGGACGGAGUGCAGGACGUGUCGGCGAGGGCCAGGGCCGCUGGCAUCGAGAUCUUCGCCAUUGGGGUGGGCAGGGUGGACAUGCACACGCUGAGGCAGAUAGCCAGCCAGCCCCUGGAUGACCAUGUGGACUAUGUGGAGAGCUACAGCGUCAUAGAGAAGCUGACCCACAAGUUUCAAGAGGCUUUCUGCGUGGUUUCAGACCUGUGUGCCACUGGAGACCACGACUGUGAGCAGAUCUGCAUCAGCAGCCCAGGAGCCUACAAGUGUGGGUGCAAGGAGGGCUUCACGCUGAACAGCGAUGGGAAGACCUGCAGUGCCUGCAGUGGUGGCUUAGGAUCCGCCCUGGAUCUCGUGUUCCUGAUCGAUGGCUCCAAGAGCGUGAGGCCUGAGAACUUCGAGCUGGUGAAGAAAUUCAUCAACCAAAUUGUGGACUCGCUGGAGGUGUCAGAGAAGCAAGCCCAAGUUGGCCUGGUGCAGUACUCCAGCUCUGUCAGACAGGAGUUCCCACUGGGGCAGUUCAAGAACAAGAAGGACAUCAAAGCAGCAGUCAAGAAAAUGUCCUACAUGGAGAAAGGGACAAUGACAGGCCAGGCUCUGAAGUACCUCGUUGACAGCUCCUUUUCUGUCGUCAAUGGAGCUAGGCCUGGGGUCCCCAAGGUGGGAAUAGUCUUCACUGAUGGGCGCUCACAAGAUUACAUCACUGAUGCUGCUAAGAAAGCCAAAGAUCUAGGCUUUAAGAUGUUUGCUGUGGGAGUUGGCAACGCAGUUGAGGAUGAGCUGAGGGAAAUUGCUUCAGAACCAGUAGCUGAGCACUACUUCUACACAGCUGACUUCAGAACCAUCAGCAAGAUCGGGAAGAAGCUGCAAAUGAAAAUCUGCAUUGAGGAAGAUCCCUGCGAAUGCAAAUCUAUCGUGAAGUUCCAGACGAAAGUGGAAGACCUCAUAAAUGCCUUGCAGAGGAAAUAUAUCCUUUGGAAGCUGGCGAAGAGGAUCGAAGCCCUGGAGAACAAGAUCAUCUAA
Messenger RNA from Dryobates pubescens (Downy woodpecker), 1503 nucleotides. RefSeq names its product matrilin 1 (gene MATN1). The transcript is spliced from 8 exons. Bases 16 to 1503 code for a protein of 495 amino acids. Gene Ontology annotation, molecular function: calcium ion binding. The record is from RefSeq and is a predicted model, not a curated record. NCBI's taxonomy places the organism in Eukaryota, Metazoa, Chordata, Aves, Piciformes, Picidae.